UAUCGUCAGCAUCGUCAGUCAGUUAGUCGGCGGGCGGCGCAAUUCAACGAGUUCUGUUUAAACAUACGACAACUAUUAAAGCCGCAUAUUGGCUCAGCUAUUUGCCUAACAAAAAUAAUUGCCAAUUCUUAAUACAAUAUGUCGGAGGAAGUGCCCGCCAAGGGCAGCAUAUUGGGCAAACUCAUGCCCGCACGCUAUGUGCUCGCCCUACUCGGCUCAAUCGGGAUGGCCAUUGUCUACGGCCUGAAGGUUAAUCUCAGUGUGGCAAUGGUGGCGAUGCUUAACCACACGGCUAUCCGCAUUUCGGGAUCCGGCGGUGACAAUGAUACCAAAAACGCCGCAUCAGAUGUGGAGGAGUGUUAUCCACCAGGCGGAGCUUCCAAUGUGACCGUAAUAGUGGAGGAUGGCCCCUUCAACUGGAGUACAACGCUACAGGGCACCCUGCUCAGCUGUUAUUUCUGGGGCUAUCUGGUCUCUCAAAUUCCUCUGGCUCAUGUGGCCGAGAACUUCUCAGCCAAGUGGGUCAUGUUGUUUUCGGUGGCUAUCAAUGUGGUGUGCACGAUUCUGACGCCCCCCUUAACCAAGCUGCACUAUGGAGGUCUGAUCCUUAUGCGUGUGUUGGAGGGCGUUGGAGGUGGGGCAUCAUUUCCGGCUAUGCACGUCAUGAUUGCCUCCUGGGCGCCGCCCACCGAACGCAUGGUCAUGUCCACAAUCAUCUACGUGGGCACGUCUGCUGGCACAGCGCUUUCUAUUUUACUGGCCGGCGUUCUAUCUGCCCAAUGGGGCUGGGAGUCUGUCUUCUACGUCAUGGGCGCCCUCAGCUGCAUCUGGAUGUUACUGUGGAUAAUUUUGGUUCAGGACAAUCCCAAUAAGCAGCGCUUCAUCAGCGCCGAGGAACGUCAAAUGAUCACCAACUCUUUGGGCACAGAAGAAAAGGUGGAACACCAUCCGAAGGUGCCAUGGGGCAAGGUCUUCACCUCGGUGCCGUUCUGGGCCAUUCUGAUUGCCCACACGUGCAACAACUUUGGCUGGUACAUGUUCCUCAUCGAGAUCCCAUUCUACAUGAAGCAGGUGCUUAAGUUCAAUGUGGCCAGCAAUGCAGCACUUAGUGCCCUGCCCUAUUUCCCCAUGAUUAUAUUCAGUAUUAUCCUAGGCAAGGUGUUGGAUACGUUGCAGGCAAAGGGCAAGGUAACGACCACAUGUGCUCGCAAGACCGCCACCUCGUUUUGCACCAUCAUUCCGGGUAUUUGUCUACUCUGGCUGUGCUUCAUUGGCUGCCGUCAUUACGAGGCCGUGGCCAUCAUGUCUGUUGGCAUUGUAGCCAUGGGCGCCAUGUUCUCCGGCUUUCUCUCCAACCACAUUGAUAUUGCGCCGAACUUUGCUGGCACUCUGGUCGCUCUCACCAACACGGCGGCAACCGUGCCAGGCAUUGUUGUGCCACUGUUUGUGGGCUUCGUGACAAAGGGAAACCAAAAUAUUGGAGCUUGGAGAAUCAUUUUCGGUGUGACGAUCGCCCUAUUCGUAAUUGAGUUUCUCGCAUUCAUCAUCUUUGGGUCCGGCGCCGAACAACCGUGGAAUAAAUCCGGGGAAUCGAAGGUGGCGGUCAAAGAUGAAAAAACACCGCUGAAGGAAACUCCAGCUAAGCCGUGAAGCGGAACCUCGAUUUAUGUUCGAACUCAAUUAAUUUAAAUUUGUUUGAAUGAAACAAAUGAGCCUACAAUUGUCACAUUUGACUGUAUAUACCAAUACACAACUACAAAGAUAUAGCUUUUAGUUUGCCGUAAUGCUAAGUAUCAGAACAUCUUAAUAAUGGAGCUACCUCUGCAGCCACCGAACGAAACUCUAUUUAAACCCCAAUGUACUUAACAGACAACAUUUAAAGGGUUAUUUACAAAUAAAACGCUACCUGUCUGUCAUAGUAAACAAAA
This is a messenger RNA of Scaptodrosophila lebanonensis, 1928 nucleotides long. Its product is annotated as sialin-like. NCBI's taxonomy places the organism in Eukaryota, Metazoa, Arthropoda, Insecta, Diptera, Drosophilidae. The coding region runs from base 139 to 1650 and encodes 503 amino acids. The transcript is spliced from 5 exons. The record is from RefSeq and is a predicted model, not a curated record. Gene Ontology annotation, molecular function: transmembrane transporter activity. Gene Ontology annotation, biological process: transmembrane transport; monoatomic anion transport.